Molecule: messenger RNA, 1618 nt
Organism: Coregonus clupeaformis (lake whitefish)
Lineage: Eukaryota; Metazoa; Chordata; Actinopteri; Salmoniformes; Salmonidae
Product: E3 ubiquitin-protein ligase TRIM47-like
Exons: 12
Biological process (GO): protein ubiquitination
Molecular function (GO): ubiquitin-protein transferase activity; zinc ion binding
Source: RefSeq, a predicted model, not a curated record
CAGUGAGGAAAAGAGACAGAAAGUAAGUGAGAAAAGGGGAAAAGUGUGUAACAGGGAUAAAACUAUAGAGAGAUAGAGGAGGGGGAGACUGACAGAAGACAGAACACUGGACAUUAUCCACUUGGAAGUCUCAAGGACCACAGAACAGUUGCAGAGCUCCAGACCACUAGCCCUAGCGUUUCCCCCAGGAUGGCUCUCUCCGGGCCGGGUGGCUUCCUCUCUGAGGACCAGUUCAUCUGUUCCAUCUGCCUGGAUGUGUUCACCAACCCAGUCUCCACACCCUGUGGACACAGCUACUGUCUGGACUGCAUCUCCACCUACUGGGACGGAGGAGGAGGGAAGACGUGGGUGUGCCCACUGUGUAAGGAGAGCUUCAGGAAGAGGCCGGACCUUCACAUCAACCACACCCUGAAGGAGAUCACCGAGCAGUUUAAGAAGAUGGCCGACGGAUUGGACGGGGGGGCCAUGGUGAUGGAAGGAGGGGUUGGGAGUCAAGGUGGGGGUGGCGGUGGUAAUGAGGGGGUGUCAAACGGGGUUGAGCGUCCUCCGGUCCUCCCAAGACCCCCAGGGAUGGGUGGGAUGCCUGGGGAUUUGUUUUUGGAGAUGAAGACCAGGUUCCAACGACCUUCGAACUCCAGAACCCCUCCGCCCGUCCUCCGCCCCCACCAGCCCUCACCCUUCUCCUCCAACACCACCGCCCCUCCUGUCGCCCCACGGAGGUACACCCUGAGCGGGCCGGCUGAUUCCUCCUUCAACGCGCCUCUCUGUCCUGAACACCAGAGGGGGCUGGAGUUCUUCUGCCGGACGGACCAGACGUGUGUGUGUGCCGCGUGUUUGGAGGGAGAGCACCAUGGACACCAGGUUAUACCUGCCAAGAGAGAAUGGCUCAUCAAGAAGUCUCAGUUGGGCCUGACAGAGGUGGAGCUGAGGGACAUGAUCACAGAGAGAGAGAGGAAGGUGGAGGAGAUCAGGACAUCACUGAAGGACAUACAGGCGUGUGCGGAGCAUGAGACGGCGGGCAGCAUGCAUGUGUUCUCUGCCCUGGUGAGUUCUGUGGAGAGGAGCCAGGCAGAGCUUCUGGAGGUGAUAGAGAUGUCACAGCGGGCUGCACAGCACCGAGGACAGAGCCUCAUCAGAGACCUGGAGCAGGAGAUCUCUGAGCUGAGGAAGAGAAGCGCCAGCCUCACCCAGCUAGCCCAGUCUGACGACUACGUACUCUUCUUCAAAACAUUCCCCGCCCUCUCCACCCCGCCUCAGACCAGGGAUUGGUCGGACGCUGUCGUAACCUCUGACCUCAGCUCGGGGUCGGUGCUUCUGACUGUCAAUCAAAUGGUGGAGCGCUUUCGGGCGGAGCUCAAGAGACUGCCGGAGAUCUGUCUGCAUCCUCAACCUCAACCAGACCAAUCCGUAGGGACAUAUAUUCCAGGUUUGCGUCCUCAACCUCAACCGGACCAAUCUGUGGGAAGAUAUAGUCCAAGUUUGCUUUCUCAACCAAACCAUGCUGUAGGAAGAAAUAGUCCAAAUUUGCCUUCUCAACCAAACCAGUCCCUGGGAAGAUGUAGUCCAAGUUUGCGUUCUCCACCUCCACCAGAACAAUCUGUAGGAAGAUAUAGUCCAG